UUCUGCAGCCCCGUCUUCCCCAGAGAGCCACUUCAUCAGGGAGCAGCUGUGUGCCCACGUCCAGGGACGAAGGCUGAGGAUGGGGAGAGUCUUGAAGACCCAGAAGGCCAUGUCCUGCCUGAAAGUCCUGCCCAAAGGCCUGAAGAGCCUGGCUUAGCCGCUGCCUGGCAAUUCCGACUGCAGCCCCUUUCUGUGUGAAUCACUCCCCGACAUGAGCUAUAGUCUCCACUUGGCUUUCCUGUGUCUGAGCCUCUUCAUACCAAGGAUGUGCAGCCAGGGGAACCAGUUUAACACCGUGGCCCUCAGAAGUGACAAGCUUUCCCUGCCUGGCUUUGAGAACCUCACAGCAGGAUAUAACAAAUUUCUCAGGCCCAAUUUUGGUGGAGAACCAGUUCAGAUAGCGCUGACUCUGGACGUUGCAAGUAUUUCCAGUAUUUCAGAGAGUAACAUGGACUACACAGCCACCAUAUACCUCCGACAGCGCUGGACAGACCAGCGGCUGGUCUUUGAAGGGAACAAGAGCUUCACUCUGGAUGCCCGCCUCGUGGAGUUCCUCUGGGUGCCAGACACUUACAUCGUAGAAUCCAAGAAGUCCUUCCUCCACGAGGUCACUGUGGGAAACAGGCUCAUCCGCCUCUUCUCCAAUGGCACGGUCCUUUACGCUCUCAGAAUCACGACAACUGUUGCCUGUAACAUGGAUCUGUCUAAAUACCCCAUGGACACACAGACAUGCAAGCUGCAGCUGGAAAGCUGGGGCUACGAUGGAAAUGACGUGGAGUUCACCUGGCUGAGGGGAAACGACUCUGUGCGUGGACUAGAAAAUCUGCGGCUUGCUCAGUACACCAUUCAACGGUACUUCACCUUAGUCACCAGGUCGCAGCAGGAGACAGGAAAUUAUACAAGACUGGUCUUGCAAUUUGAGCUUCGGAGGAAUGUCUUGUAUUUCAUUUUGGAAACCUACGUUCCUUCUACUUUCCUGGUGGUGUUAUCCUGGGUUUCAUUUUGGAUCUCUCUCGAUUCAGUUCCUGCAAGAACCUGCAUUGGAGUGACCACUGUGUUAUCAAUGACCACGUUGAUGAUUGGGUCCCGCACUUCUCUUCCCAACACCAACUGCUUCAUAAAGGCUAUGGAUGUGUACCUGGGGAUCUGCUUUAGCUUUGUGUUCGGGGCCUUGCUGGAGUAUGCAAUUGCUCACUACAGCUCGCUACAGCAGACGGCAGCCAAAGACAGGGGGACAGCAAAAGAAGUGGAAGAAGUCAAAAUUACUAACAUCAUCAACAGCUCCAUCUCCAGCUUUAAACGGAAGAUCAGCUUUACCAGCAUUGAAAUUUCUGGCAAUAACGUUGACUAUAGUGACUUGACAAUGAAAACUAGUGACAAGUUUAAGUUUGUCUUCCGAGAAAAAAUGGGCAGGAUUGUAGAUUAUUUUACAAUUCAGAACCCCAGUAACGUUGAUCGAUAUUCCAAACUGCUGUUUCCCUUAGUUUUUAUGCUAGCCAAUGUCUUUUACUGGGCAUACUACAUGUAUUUUUGAGAGACCAUUGGAAUUUUUGAUGCCAUAGGUCUUCAACAGAAUAAGGUAAUGACAUACAUGGUAUUCUAGGCCAAGUGUGCCCCCUAACCCAGUGAUACUACGGGUAACUAAAACAACAUUUGAAAAUUUCUCAGAGAGUGGACCUCCCAACUAUUGAUACUAUUCUAAGCUGUGUAGAAGUCCUGGUAUUACAAGAUCUUCUAUAGAAACAUCAACCCAUUCCCAUUUCAUCUUUACGAAGGGCAUCCCUGUGGAGCACGCAAUUAUAAACCUACUCAGGGCUGACUGUUUUCUCAGUGGCUCCCUGGUCUGCAUUUACCUCGUGAAAAAAAUGGGAAGGAGAUUGUUUAAAGUAUUGGCUGACCCUCAAGUGCCGCGGGUUGCUUCUACAUUACUCAUACAUUCUAUUUACGAAAUGUCCAUAGUGCUUAUAAAAUGCACUAUUGCCUAUUUAGAAAGUAACACUUUCUAGUUUCUGUUUUGACUGAAGUGAAAUGUGAGUCUAAGGCAAUUCACUGGAAGUCACUGCAGUAACUCGAUACCAAGAUGAUCUUUAACACAUUAUUUAAUACCCCAAAUUGUCGCCAGAUUUCGGGAAGUCCUAUCAUUGCAAAAUCAAAUGGAAGUAAAGAAAAUUUAGUGGAUCAAUAAUCUAAAACAUAAAUCCCUUAUUUCUAAGACAUAAUAAACGAGAAGGACUCUGCAGGUUUAUCCUGCCAUUAUACAUGCCUUAGAGUUUUACUGCUAUAUGCACAUCAGUUUUAAACUGUGACAAAGCCCUUCUCCCACAUCAGGUGUGGAAAUGGAAGAUUUUUUUAUAAUUUAUCUUGGGAAUCAUAAUAUGGAUUCUGGCCCUGGAGACUUGCAGAAUCCAGUCCAUUUCCUAGGGCUGACAUAGUCAGAGUCUUCUGUUAUUCUGUCAUUUUUGCUACUCUGACACCGAGUAACGCUUUCUCAGCACAGUCCACACAUCCCUCCAUGAGGAGCUUCUAUCCCUAUGCAGUCAUGCCCAGGAAUGCUGCUCAUUAGUAACAAGUGCUAUUACCCAGGAGCAAGUGGCCUAGCUCAACUCAGCUUGGCCUUGCUCAGAUCCCUGAUUCCUCUAGCUGAACCACUUUGAGUGGCUUAUCUUACAUGAGUGGAAGAAUGUUGGCCUGAGCCCUAAACGUUCUGAGCAGCGAUGGGAAAUGUUUCAGAACCUAUGUUCAGGUGACAGGUGAGCUGUCUUCUCCAAGGCCAGCCAGUCGCACCCUAAAUAAGGAGCAUGAGUGUACACCUCUCCCUGUUCCUUGAUCAUCCUCACCCGAUAUCACUGUAAGAGGUGGUUUACGAAUGUGCUCAGGUGAAGACUUCCAGUUCACACCCUCAAUUAUUUUAAAAAUUUCCACCACUUUUGAUUCUUUAGUUUCCUUUUCUAAUAAAUGCAUAGCUUUACUCUACCUUUUAAAAAUAAACCAUGGCAGGGCCAGCAGGUGGCAUGGUGGUUAGGGUGCUGGACUCCCACA
Molecule: messenger RNA, 3039 nt
Organism: Tupaia belangeri chinensis (Chinese tree shrew)
Lineage: Eukaryota; Metazoa; Chordata; Mammalia; Scandentia; Tupaiidae
Gene: GABRP
Product: gamma-aminobutyric acid type A receptor subunit pi
Exons: 10
Coding region: 212-1534 (440 amino acids)
Biological process (GO): monoatomic ion transmembrane transport
Cellular component (GO): membrane
Molecular function (GO): extracellular ligand-gated monoatomic ion channel activity; GABA-A receptor activity
Source: RefSeq, a predicted model, not a curated record